This is a messenger RNA of Cynara cardunculus var. scolymus (artichoke), 812 nucleotides long. Its product is annotated as putative 4-hydroxy-4-methyl-2-oxoglutarate aldolase 3. Gene Ontology annotation, molecular function: ribonuclease inhibitor activity. The record is from RefSeq and is a predicted model, not a curated record. The coding region runs from base 135 to 635 and encodes 166 amino acids. The transcript has 3 exons. NCBI's taxonomy places the organism in Eukaryota, Viridiplantae, Streptophyta, Magnoliopsida, Asterales, Asteraceae. Gene Ontology annotation, biological process: regulation of RNA metabolic process.
AUUCAAAGUGCAGAUUGAAAUCCCAAACCAAACGAAGAAGAAGAAGAAGAAAACACAGACAAUUACGUUCUGCACGAAGAAUCAAACACCUCCCCUUCGAUUCUUCUCAACUCAACUUGCUAAAAGGAAUUAUCAUGUCUUCCUUUGCGACUGCCGAAGUUUGCGACGCACAUGCAUCCCACCUAGCCGUUGGUGAUCUCCGAGCCCUGGAGCCCGUGUUCAAGAUUUACGGGCAAUGUCGAGCUUUCUCUGGGCCCAUAGUCACUCUCAAGGUGUUUGAGGACAACGUUUUGGUUCGGGAGUAUCUCGAGACUAGGGGGGACGGUCGGGUCCUAGUCAUUGAUGGCGGUGGAAGCAUGAGAUGUGCACUCGUGGGCGGCAAUCUUGGCCAGUUGGCUCUGAACAACGGGUGGGCAGGAAUUGUCGUCAAUGGGUGCAUCAGAGACGUGGAUGAGAUCAACGAUUGCGAUAUUGGGGUUCGAGCAUUGGCUUCUCAUCCUCAAAAGUCGUAUAAAAGAGGUGUCGGUGAAAAGAACGUGCCGGUUCAUAUCGGAGGAACCAUAAUCCAUGAUGGUGAAUGGUUGUAUGCCGAUAGCGAUGGGAUUCUUGUGUCGAAAACCGAGUUGUCGUUGUGAAAGUUUCCCUAUCGAUACAUCCUUCAGAAAAUGCCGAAGUGUUCAGUGUUUUUUUUCCUUCUCGUAGUCUUGUAACAAAUAUUUUGAGACGAUGGAUUCUUUGUAUUACAGUCUCUGGUCAUAUAAGGUGGUAGUCAUCUUUGCAGAAUAAUUGGAAAGUUUCGGGUUCGAUUUCAA